UGCUCGUUAAUAGAAAUCUCAAAGCCCAUGACCGUUCAUGUGACGUCGCGACAGCUACCAGACUAGCGCACGUUGUUCCUCUCCUCCGUUCUCCUCCGCCAUCAACUUUCCUUUCCUUCAGUCACAAAAACAAAAUCCUCUGAUCGUUUGAAGAUGGACGCUCUCUUCGACGCAAUCAACGUUCGAGACCUUCUCUCAACGAGUGAUCUCAGGGACCCAACCGCACCCCUCUCCGCACCCGAUCUCCGCCUCCUCAUAACCCGCCUCGAAUCUCACUCUCUCCAAAUCAAAUCGAAAGUUAAAUCCUACAUCCUCGCUCACCACAGUGACUUCUCCUCUCUCUUCUCCCUCUGCAACGACGCCGUUUCUCGAACCGACCAGAUUAACCAGUGCCUAUUAGAUCUUCUAGCUCUGGUUUCCGAUUCUCCGAUUGAUGGCGAGAUUAGGGAGAUUGUUGAGGAGUUGAGUGGGAAGAUGAAGGAGGCGAGGGAAAAGAGGGAAAUAUUGGAUUUGGUGAGGAUAAUUGUGGGAAUUAGUGAGAGGUUGGGAGGGAUAAAAGAGGGAGUGAAGAAUGGACGGCUGAGACUUGCGGCUGUUGAUAUUAGGGAUUUGAAGAAGGUAUUGAGGAUUGGUGAUGAGGAGGAGAGAGAGCCUGUUGUGUAUGGUUUGUUGAGGAAGGAGUGGCUCGAUUGCUUCGAGGAGAUUCAAGAGAUGCUUGUGAAAUUCGUGGAAAAUGCAGUGCAGUUCGAGCCAGAUUCUAGUAUUGUUCGAGUCAAGUAUCGGUUGAGUGUUGAUGGCAUUGCUGGGGUUGUGGAUCUCCACAGUGUUUUGGACUCAAUGGAAGUGAUUGGUAUAUUAGACUAUGGGUUUGCUAAAGUGGCUGACCAAAUGAUCAAGCAUGUCAUCAUUCCUGUUGUAAAGAAAGGAUCAUCCAUUUUAUCCAUGGAAGAUCUGAAAGACGUCUCCAAAGAAAUGACUGGGGCAAUAUUGAAAAUACUAUCAACAAGCAAUCCAAUGGUCGAUGUGGAUGGUGAGAUCAUCUAUUCAAGGAUUAUUCAGGUUAUAAACUUUGUUUGCAAGUGCAUAUGUUUUGAGAAUCCUUCUUGGAUUCGAUGCUUUGGAAGGUUGACAUGGCCAAGGAUAUCAGAACUUGUUAUUUCUAACUUUCUCUCCAAGGCUGUCCCUGAAGAUGCUUCUAAACUUGCUGGUUUUCAGAAGAUCAUCAAAGACACAUAUGAGUUUGAAACUGCUUUGAAGGAGAUGGCAUUUAUUUCAGCAUCUGAUAGCACAGACCAAAAGUUGAGCAACUUUGCUGAAAAUGUCGAGCUUCACUUUGCUUCUAGGAAGAAGAUCGAAAUCUUGGCAAAGGCUAGAAAUUUGCUUCUACAGUGUGACUUCACUAUUCCUCAAGAAUAUACAAGAAAAGGUCAUCCAAUGAAGUAUUAUAGUGGGACAGCUGUAAAUUAUUAUGAACAUGUUGUUGACUUGCUUUUUCUGUCCGAGAGGUGUUUGGUGUCCAAAGCAGCUACUCAACUGAUGGAUCUUGUACAUCAGACACUUAAGGACAUUUGCUUGUCUUCUCCCAGAGUUGCAUUGGAGUUCUAUCAUGCUGCCAGGGAUGCUAUCCUUCUCUAUGAGGCUGUUGUUCCUGUCAAGCUAGAAAAGCAGCUUGAUGGAGUCAACCAGGUUGCUGUUCUCAUGCACAAUGACUGUUUCUAUCUAUCUCAAGAGAUACUUGGACUGGCAUUUGAGUAUCGGUCAGACUUUCCGAUUUCCAUCAAGGAACAUGCUGUUUUUGUUGAUUUGGCUCCUCGAUUUCAAGUAAUGGCAGAGGAGAUACUGCAGAGACAAAUUCAGCUCGUUAUUUCUAAUUUGAAAGAGGCCAUAGAUGGUGCUGAUGGUUUUCAGAACACUCAUCAGGUUCAGCAAUUUGAAUCAGCAAAAUUUAGCAUAGAUCAGGUUGUUUUUAUUCUUGAAAAAGUACAUAUUAUCUGGGAGCCACUCUUGCUGCCAUCUACUUACAAGAAAAGCUUGUGUAUGGUUCUAGAGUCCGUUUUUUCUAGAGUCACGAAAGACAUACUCCUCCUAGAUGAUAUGGCAGCUGAGGAAACAUUACAGCUUCAAAGACUGAUCCAUUUGAUGCUGGAAAGCAUAUCAUCUUUAAUGGAAUCUCUGAGUACUGUCAUUCAAAAGGAGAGGCCAGAAGAGUAUCAUACAAGUCUUGUAGAUGAUCUAAUACCAUCAUUACGUAAAAUCCGUAAAGUUGCAGAACUUCUGGACAUGCCUUUAAAAUCCAUUACAACAGCUUGGGAAAGUGGGGAACUCAUCAGCAUUGGGUUUACGAUGCUAGAGGUAAAAGAUUUCAUCAAAGCAAUAUUUACAGACUCCCCUCUGCGAAAAGAAUGCCUAUGGAGGAUAGAAAACGUCGGCCUGUAAGCAACUAAUUUAAACUCAAUUACCAUCUCACUCACUAGUUAAAGAGGGGAAGGGGAGAAAGAAAACAUUUCCAAUAGUUACGUUUUUUUGUGGCUGGGCUGUUGGAGUAAAUCAUGCGAACAUUCAUUGCUUCCCCAGUCCAAUCAAAAGAGGUAGAUUUACAGUUUUGUCACAGAUUUUGUGAAGUUAAAUCAAUGGAGGACACGGCAGAAUUUAGAUUGAAGGUGUUUUCUGUAGAAAGUAGAAUACCUGCCUGUACAUUUACCAAUUAUUUAUCCUAGGAAGAGUGAGGGAAAAGUCGGAUCAUUUUUGCCAAGGAAUUUUAUAAACCGUGUAUCAUUUUACAACUUCUUGACAGCUAGUUGCGGUAGAUAUUUCAGCAAACUGUGCAAAUGCUAUAAACUAGUGGCCUUCUAAAGAACGUAUUUGGUUAAAAAUCAAUAGGUGAAAUCCUUAUAUGCAGCCAAGUUUUGAUGUUUCGAGGUUGAGGGAUGGUGGUGAAUGCUUUGUUGUAGCUCAGCGAGUAUUUUGGCAGAUUCCAGGAAAUUUUGGGUGGUGCUCUGCUGUUAGGACUGAAGAUGCUAGAGCUAAAGUGGUGUUGGUUUUACUUGGUGUAAAAUAAUAAUUUAGAGUUUUUAGCGAUAUAAUAACAAUUUAGUCUCUUUGACCUUAAAUUAUAACUUAAUUACUGUUUAUGAA
Molecule: messenger RNA, 3135 nt
Organism: Populus nigra (black poplar)
Lineage: Eukaryota; Viridiplantae; Streptophyta; Magnoliopsida; Malpighiales; Salicaceae
Product: centromere/kinetochore protein zw10 homolog
Exons: 14
Coding region: 154-2436 (760 amino acids)
Biological process (GO): mitotic spindle assembly checkpoint signaling; endoplasmic reticulum to Golgi vesicle-mediated transport; mitotic cell cycle
Cellular component (GO): chromosome, centromeric region; nucleus; RZZ complex
Source: RefSeq, a predicted model, not a curated record